GUGUAACCCGCGCGGUGAUUGGCUCCCGCCGCAUGAAGGGGCGGGACUAAAGAGAGGAGCGGCUCUAGGAUUGGCUGGAGAGCGGCGGGGAUCUGCAUGUGAGCUUGGAAGAGGUUGGACUGAAGGAGAGCGGCUUUGGUGAUUGGCUGACGUGCGCCGAAGGGCGGGGCAACAGAGUGCAUAAAAAGUGUUCGGCAAACCGCCUGUCUUGAUUUUCAGUUUUUCCGCCAUUCCGUUCGGUUCGUGUUGUUCCCAUUGGUGCUGCCAAGAUGUUCGAGGCGCGGCUGGUGCAGGGCUCGGUGCUCAAGCGAGUGCUGGAGGCCCUCAAGGACCUCAUCACCGAGGCCUGCUGGGACCUGGGCUCGGGCGGCAUCAGCCUGCAGAGCAUGGAUUCUUCACACGUUUCGCUGGUGCAGCUCACGCUGCGAUCGGAGGGCUUCGACACGUACCGCUGCGACCGCAACAUCGCCAUGGGCGUCAACCUGGCCAGCAUGUCCAAAAUCCUGAAAUGUGCAGGGAAUGAGGACAUCAUCACUCUGCGAGCCGAGGACAACGCAGACACCUUGGCCCUGGUGUUCGAGGCACCAAACCAGGAGAAGGUUUCUGAUUACGAGAUGAAGCUGAUGGAUCUCGAUGUGGAGCAGCUGGGAAUCCCAGAGCAGGAGUACAGCUGUGUGGUGAAGAUGCCCUCAGCUGAGUUCGCACGCAUCUGCCGGGACCUGAGCCACAUCGGCGAUGCUGUUGUCAUCUCCUGUGCCAAGGACGGCGUCAAGUUCUCGGCCAACGGCGAGCUGGGCAAUGGCAACAUCAAACUGUCCCAGACCAGCAACGUGGACAAGGAGGAGGAGGCUGUUACAAUAGAGAUGAACGAACCGGUCCAGCUGACCUUUGCCCUGAGGUACCUGAACUUCUUCACCAAAGCCACCCCCCUGUCCCCCACGGUCACACUCAGCAUGUCUGCAGAUGUUCCUCUGGUUGUGGAGUACAAGAUCGCUGACAUGGGACACCUGAAGUACUACCUGGCCCCAAAGAUCGAGGACCAACAAGAAGGCUCUUAACUGGAGCAGGACUUGUAGGGGGGGGGGUCUGCUCCUGGCUGGAGGCAGCAAUUCCAUCCAUAGCCUUGGAGCAUCCUGGGAGCACUGUAGCCGUGUCUUGUAGAUAUAUUUGUAAAUAUUUUUUCAACUCACUAUUUUGCUAUUCUGGUGUCAUUGGAAAUAGGAAAUCUGACUUUAUCUAAUCUGUUCCUGCACUCCAAACAAUCUCUUAGAUGCUGUCUGAAGGUGAAAUUUCUUCAUCCUUUCAGCUGCUGUUGGAGAAGAGGGGCAAUAUUUAAUGGGUCAAGAUACUCCCUGGAGUUUCCCCUGUGGAGCUGUAGCUUAGGGUUGCUGUUUUAUUAUCCCAUGAGUUUAUGUGACCUUACUUCAUUUAUUUUUGGAGCCGAUGUUCUGACUCAAACUUGGAAAAUGGAAAUAAAAAAUAUAACGUUA
This is a messenger RNA of Cinclus cinclus, 1490 nucleotides long. RefSeq names its product proliferating cell nuclear antigen (gene PCNA). Bases 270 to 1058 code for a protein of 262 amino acids. NCBI's taxonomy places the organism in Eukaryota, Metazoa, Chordata, Aves, Passeriformes, Cinclidae. Gene Ontology annotation, cellular component: PCNA complex. Gene Ontology annotation, molecular function: DNA binding; DNA polymerase processivity factor activity. The record is from RefSeq and is a predicted model, not a curated record. Gene Ontology annotation, biological process: regulation of DNA replication; mismatch repair; leading strand elongation. The transcript has 6 exons.